AUGAUUAUAUCCGGAGGAGGAGAUAAUAAAAGUUAUCUGUGGAGGUCAGAUACUGGUGAAAAGUUGCACGAACUUUCUGGUCACGAUGAUUCAGUUGUCUCAGUGUCAUUUAGCAAAGAUGGACAAUAUGUAGCAACUGGUGGUAUGGAUGGUAAAAUUAUGGUAUGGAAGGUUGAGAAUGGUCAACAUGUUGCCACACUAGAAGGUCCAAAUGAAAUUACAUGGUUGGAUUGGCAUCCCAAAGGCAAUGUUAUUUUGGCUGGUACUGCUGAAUCAACAAUCUGGAUGUGGCAAAUACCUUCAGGCAACUUUAUGAAUCUAUUCGCUGGACAUUCAGCAUCAGUUACUGCGGGUCAAUUUACUCCAGAUGGUAAAAAGAUUGUUACAGGAUCAGAGGAUUCAUCAUUAAUAGUAUGGGAUCCAAAAAAUGCCACAUCUAUUUUUAAAUUAUCAAAUGAUGACUCAAGAUUUCAUCAUGAAGGAAUAACUUCACUUGCUAUCAAUAAAGAAAAUAGUUUAGUUCUCACAGGUUCUAUGGACCAUUCUGCUAAAUUAAUCAAUCUAACAAAUGGACAUAUUAUUGGAUCUUUUGAAAAUCAUACCGACUCGAUAGAAACUGUUGGCUUUUCAGACAUAUCAUCAUUAGCAGCAACAGGCUCGGUUGAUAAUAAAUUAAAUAUUUGGGACCUUACUACAAUGCGACUUCGGCAAACCUGUCAACACGAUGACGCAAUAGUUCAACUUCAAUGGCAUCAUGAAUCGCCCUUGAUAACAACUUGUUCAGUUGAUAAAACCGUUCGCAUUUGGGAUUAUCGAACUGGGUAUAAUAACGUUGAACUUGUAAAUGUUCAAGAUAUAAAACCACUAGAAAAAAAUAAAAGGAAAAUGUCGCUUGAUAAAAAGGAAAAGGAACACAAAAAAAAAAAGGCUGGUGAUGGACAGAAAAAAGUUAACGAACAGGUUCAAAAACAGAAAAGUUGGCUGGCUUUUGCUAGUAGCACUUCAACAGUACCCGGAAAAAAAGUCACAAAAACAAAAAGAUUAGCUCAACCACCGAUAAAUAAGAAGAUUGGGGUUGUUGGUAGUGGUAAACCAAUGACUCACUUCCAACAACGUGGUAAACAUAUUUUUGACCGUGAUUAG
Messenger RNA from Entrophospora sp. SA101, 1143 nucleotides. The record is from the annotation of a GenBank genome assembly. Lineage: Eukaryota; Fungi; Glomeromycota; Glomeromycetes; Entrophosporales; Entrophosporaceae.